AGACGAAUUAUGUAUUUGUUAUGAAGUGAUACUAAAAUAAAUACCUAAUCAAAAUGAGUGGUGAAACGUUAUAUGAAUCGGCCAGGAAGCAAAACGUAACGCAAAUGAGGGUUCACGACUAUUUAUACGAUUCUGUGUUCAUCGUUUCGGGUGCGAGGGACUAUGCUCGCACGGCGUUUCGUGCGGCGAUGGCGUCGGCUCAAGUGGCUGUUCACCCGGUUUACAAGACAAUGUUUUCCGAACUGAGAAAAUAUCCCAGAGUACAAGUUGUUUACCACCCCAACUGCCGUUUGCCCACCCACAUCGACCGCUCAUACGGUGGAUAUCUUCAGAAGGUCCAACAGACCAGCAAUGUGCCCACUCCGAACGUUGGCGGGAAGGAUCGGUUCAAAUUUACAGCUGUGCCCAAGAAGCUGUUGGAUAUGAAGACGGUAACUCCUCGGUUCCAACCGCCGGUCACGCAAACAUAUCCUGUCUCUACUAAACCUAGGAAUAGAGGAACCCAGAGUGUUUUUAGAGAGUCUUCGGCCCAGACAUCACCGUGGCAACCGGAUGGAAAAGCAGCGGACGUUUGCGAGACUACACCGGAAGUACUCUACCUGGAUAACUUGAACUGGGGACCUGGAGAUCCAUAUCGCAGCGGUGACCUUCCGGCAGAUUUCCACACAACGGAAAUAAUUAACAAGAUGCGUCAUGCGCGUCGUUGGGGUGAACUGGUGGAGAAGGCGCAGUUUCCUCGUUGGAUGAAGAAGCAGGAUGGUAUCAUCACGGACAUUGAGACCAAGGAUUGGAUAUUUCGAGAGGCGGAGAUCGAUGAGCUACAAGACAUUCGAUUGACGCUGCUGCACAAGAUGCAGGCCGAGCAGCGCCAGAAGCAAAUCACCAGGAUCAGCAAGAAGCUGUCCAAACUGUGGACGUGCAAGAAGAAUGAGAUGGAGAAGAAAAUCGAGAAUAUUCGACGCUCGAGAGACAGAGAACUACGGAAGUUAGCAGCAUUGCAUAGUGUCGGUGGACGAGCAGGUGUGGUGGAAGCUCAGCGAGCGACGCGCGGUGGAGGCUCUGUCACCACCGCCGCCAGGGACCCGACGUCGGACCUUCACGCGCCCAAGGCCAGGCAUGGCUACCAGGCGAGAAGGAGGCACGCGGAGAUUACAUACGAUCCCUCACUACUUGCCUACGAAGACCACGAGCGGAUAGCAGCACCACCUGCAUGGCUUGAGCAGUGCGGCCAGAACCUUGGCAAGAGUUGUUCUGGCCAUCACCUUCCACAAGAUAAGACGAAGCUCUGCGAACGGGAGACCAAAUGGAGUGAAAAGUUCUUGGAGAGCCUGCAUAAUGAUUUGAAAAAGGCACGUUUGGGCGCUUCCGAGAUGAACGCGGGACCUCUGAGGGUGCUGAAGCCUCGUCGGCUGCAGGACACACCCCGACCUGCCACUCCAGUGGUUGAAGAGGUGAAAGAUGAAGACGAGGCUAGCCACCAAGCGGCCUUGGUGCUGCAGAAGAUUAUACGCGGCCGAGCUGUGCAGAAUUUGAUGUUCGAAGGUCGCACCAGAGCAGCCGAGCUGACUGAGGAGUUGAAGACUACUCAUGGACUGCAGAAGGAAGACAGGGUCCGGAUUGAGAAGGAGGAGACGAAAGCUCGGGAUUUCAAUGCCUUGCGCACAGAGGCUGAACAAAAGGAGGACGCCAUAGCAGCGCUAGUUGGUGAACUGUGCGGAAGCGCCGUGUCAGCUGCUCUUGACUUCCUGGAGAAGGAGCUGAGGAGGCUCCGUGAGGAGAGGAGACACCACGCCUACAUCCUGAUCGCCUUACGGGACAAGUCAAUGAGAGAAGCUGCCGAGGCAGGCAGAAGGCAGAGAGAAGUGCAGAGAAGGAGAGAACACGACGAGAUGUUCAAACAGGUGCUGGGUAUAACUCAGGAGACUGUUGAUGCUUACCUAAGUGAGAUUCUGCAGCAAGGAGUCGAGCUGGCUGCAGAGGAGCAGGCAGUUGCGAGAGCGAAGGAGAGCGCCAACAGAGUGGACCUCGAGUUAGAGCAGGAUAACGCUAUGUCGACGGCAGAACAGAACGAGUUGGUGGCGGAAUUGGUGCACCAGUUCCUGCUGCCGGAAGCUCACAAGGCUGCCAGCAGACACCGGCUGGCUGCCGUUCAGCACGCGAGGAUGGACGCUGCUCGCUCCUCCAUAUUCGGUCUUGUUGAUGACGCGGAGAUCAAGGAUGAACGCUGUAUUCAAUGCGGUGAAUUAAUCGGCCUCUCGUGCCGCUGUGAAGUGUGUCCUUUGAAGCAGGAUCCAGUAAUGACCAGCUCUAGAGAUGAUCCGAGAUGGAAGAAGAUCAGAGCUCAGCCCCGCAUUGAGAAGACCCGUGAGGAAAGAAUUCCACCCGCACACGAUAUACGAUGCUGGCUGAAUGAUUUGAUUGGUGAUGUUGCACAGAAGUCGAAGUACGACCGUGAAGACAAGUCCGGCAUUGUCCGCGAGAUGGCGCGAGUGCUCCGCGAGCGACCGGAGAUCACCAUUGACGCUCGGGAGAUCUUAGACGAGAUGGUGUCAGCUGUCACUGGAGACUUGGAGGGUGCGAUCAAGGCUCCGGACUACGGCUACGUGAUGACCAGAGUCAUCAAGGAUGCGUUGGAGAGAAGCGUGCCAUUUGACGAGACAAAAGGGUGUCCAACAGAGCUUCCGUCGGAGAUCCGUCGGAAGGCCCAAGAAGCAGCAUUCAUCGCUGACCCCACCUGCUAUUGUGAAGAGAAGAGUGAACUGAGGAAUUUGGAACUGUUAACUGAUGAAGAGAAAAGCAAGAUGAUGCCGUCUGAGUGGCGCACGCUGGAGGAGAUGCGUCGCUGCAAAUGUGACCCUGGACUCAGACCAUCUCCAGUAACUGAUUUGACAACUGAACCGAGCCUCAUAGAAGAAACCAUAGAGGAGGAGGAAGAAUUACCUUAGACCAAGAAUCAACUUAGACAAAAUAUUAUGCUGUUCAACGAUAUUCCAUAAGCAGGACCAGAGAAUAUAUUUACUCAGAUCUUUUGGCAAGACGCGUAAGCACGGCUUUCACCAGUGACACUUUAAACUUAGUUUAAUAAAAUGUAAAUUAGUUCAAAGGCCAGUUUGAAUCUUGAUUAAAGACAAAGCGAUUUCACCAAUACAUUUUAAGCGCGUUCACGAAAUCAGAAGGAGAUGUCAUACGCAACAGAACGUAUCAAAUAGCUGUUGAAACUUAUCAUUACCUGAUAAUAUUAUCAAACAUUUCCAAAGAAAUAUUGCUGCAUUAUGAAAUUUAAUACGUACAUGUUAGGUAAUACCUUUGUACCACAUAAAAAAUAGAUGCCUCCGUACCAUGUUACGUUACUUCUACAUUGCUGACUAAAAAUGUCAACAAAAACGUCAUUCUCUCGACGGAAACCUAAAAAUUAAAAAAAAUAAUCGCUGAGAAAUUGGACAACACAAAUGAAGACGGACUCUUGAUACACUUGGAACGUACUAAAGAAUCAAGCAAUUGUUAAUGUAUAGCAAUUUUUUUGACCGGAUUAGUUAUUUAUUGUAUUAAUGUUUAAUUAGAUUGCAUAAACUUUGUUUAUCAAAAUAAAAUUAAGCAGAUACCUAUAAUACGUUCAAGUAUGUUAAAUGCAGAAUGUCAGACACCAUCCCUGCCCGUUGGAGUUAAUAAACUGACGCGCUUGAGUAUUUCUUGGUCACGAUAUUUUUUUUGCAUUUUCAAAUAUCGGUCACAACUUUUCGUCACGUUCAAAUCGUCAGUCUUUUGAACAGGAGCUACAAUAGAGUUCACUUGUCUCAGUGAAGCGCUGUAUAAGAUUUUUUCCUAUUUUCUACCUCUUCGUAUGGCCACCCCCACCGUACAAACCGGCAGAUAAAUAUUUUCCGUUAUCAAAAAAUACGUAGCGUGCAUAUGCUAUUAAUAUCUGAAGCGCUUGAGUAUUUCUUUCUGUUUUUUUAAACUGUAGUACACACUCCGCCCACCAGUGAAAGGGUACACAUCACAUAAAGUAAAUCUCUAUUUUGUCUCUUGGGCUCCCCUACAAUUAUAUAAAUUGACAUUAUUUUAUCAAAUGCUUUUCACUUUGUCAGGCUAUCCAGCAGAUAAAUAGCCUAUUCGUAAAUUUACUUGUAGGUACAUUUAGAAAAAGCCCCUUAUUAUAUACCAUGACAUUAGGCAUUAGUUACUUUAAAAACAGUUUUUUAACAUACUCUGUCUUUUAUGGUGUGUUUCCUUCGAACAUUUUACAGGCAAAUCAUUGAUUUGCCUUGACCGUUUUAUUAAAGCGUUUAUGUUUAAGAUUUCUUCCAAUAUAAAAAACUCUAUUUAAAAGAAUUGAUGUCGAUGGCUCUGCUCCUGCAGCUGUCCUGAGACUGGGACCCGAUUUCACCACUGACACUUCAAACCGAGUUUAAUAAAACUCAGUUUUAAGUAAACUAGUUUGAAUGCCAGUCUUGAUCUCGAUUAAACACAAAGCAAUUUCACCAAUACUUUUAAGCGUUUUGACGUAAACUGAGUUUACAAGUAAUAAAUAUUAGAAUGUAUGUAAUAAAUAUGUAAUGUUUCUAUUACGAUAACGACAGCAACAGCUCUUGAAUGCGAUCAAAUAUGUUGAACGUCCAAAAUUCAGCGGUCAGCAUUUAACAACUCACUAUGGCGUACGGCAAUUAAACGUGUUUAGGCUAAAACUGCGUUUAGUUUGUGUUGGUGAAAUCCGAAUUGAAUUCUCGUUUACAGGUGUAAGCUUAGUUCAAA
Messenger RNA from Leptidea sinapis, 4752 nucleotides. RefSeq names its product cilia- and flagella-associated protein 91-like. The coding region runs from base 54 to 2945 and encodes 963 amino acids. Lineage: Eukaryota; Metazoa; Arthropoda; Insecta; Lepidoptera; Pieridae. The record is from RefSeq and is a predicted model, not a curated record. The transcript has 24 exons.